This is a messenger RNA of Staurois parvus, 368 nucleotides long. The record is from the annotation of a GenBank genome assembly. Lineage: Eukaryota; Metazoa; Chordata; Amphibia; Anura; Ranidae.
AAACAGCUCAAAAAAUCAAAGGGAGGAGUUAAAUUUGCUAUUUCCACCUGAAUUGCGGGUUGGGCAGUGAAUGGGGGAAGUACGGGUGCUGCAGAAUUUGUGGGCUGUCAAUCGGGAUUUGCAAGCACAUCCGGAAUGAUACUAGGGGCUCUACAGGCCUGUGUGCGAAUUCUUGGUGGUUGUGGGACAAUACUUGUGCUCGCCACCGCACCAGCUUAUACUACACUUAUGGGACUCGCCACGUCGCCAAGUCAUACUGCAGUGCUCAUAUGUAAAAGACCAGGAUGUACUAGGCCACUAGUACUCGCCAGUUCGCCAAAAGGUAGCGUGGCACUAGUACUGGCACUCUGCUGCAUAUGAGAGUCAUC